This is a messenger RNA of Clonostachys solani, 1050 nucleotides long. The record is from the annotation of a GenBank genome assembly. NCBI's taxonomy places the organism in Eukaryota, Fungi, Ascomycota, Sordariomycetes, Hypocreales, Bionectriaceae.
AUGGGUACCCUGCAGUUCCUCCCGCACGAGACAAUUCUUGAGAUACUUUCCCACCUGCCUCUGAAGGAACUCGAGACCGUCGCUAAGACCUUCAACCACCCCAUCACCGACAUAUGCAUCCCCCUCCUCCAACCACUUUUCAAGUCCCGGCGGGACAGGAAAGAUCUCGUCCGCGCCUUUGGCGAAUUCGGAGAGAGAUUUCCUGUGCCGCAUGGCCUAGAGUCUCUGGACCUGGAUUCGCCAGUGAGGAAGACUCUCAGCCUGUCGCGCAGGGACGUUAUCAAGCUGCCCCGCCGGAGACGCACUCUCGACCUGGAUUUCAUGGAAUUCAACGGAGACUUCGACUGGCUUAAGCCACUGCCUAGAUCAGUUGUAGAUGACAUGGCUGGCCACUAUCGUGGUCCGGCGAUCAUUGGCUCGGCACUUGAUGACCUCCUGUCGAGCGCGGAGCGUGUGGGUGUCACCAUCCCGCCCGCCUUUAUCAGGUUCUUGCAGAAUGAAGAACUCCAGUUGCGUAUCCCCUCACACCAUGCCGGCGCCUUUCAUUUAACCUCGGGGGGCUUGCUCAGGAUCCCCAAGUCGCGGAUCGGGGGUCGCGUGGGCUACGCCAUCGGUUUUCUCUCUUAUCUCAUAGAUGGUGUGAUGUUGUACCUUGAGCCGGGAAAGGAUGGAGUGUGCUCUGUAUUGACGGACAUGGAAGAUGAGUGCCCUUACGAGGUGGAUGGUGUAAACGUGCCCCAUGAAGAAGAGGACUGCCCUUACGUGACCCAGGAAGAGAGGGACGACUCGAAGGCGCAGAAGGUGGAGAUCCUGGCACAUGGCUGUACCCUUGAGCUGGUGGGGAUGGACUUUGAAACCUACCUAGCCAACUUGUAUUACACCGAGGUUCUUUACUGGGUAUGCAGACUUGAGGCAGAUACUGUUCCGGGGCUGGCCGAGUAUGUGAAGCACAUGCUCGUUGAGAGACGGGAGAUUCCGAAAAAGCCCAAGGAGAUCGAGGAGCUGGCCGAGGACGCGCGGAGGCAGACGAUUGCAGAUCUUUUUGAGUAG